Echinops telfairi (small Madagascar hedgehog) is the source of this 492-nucleotide messenger RNA. It is a transcript of the gene TMEM154, whose product is annotated as transmembrane protein 154. The record is from RefSeq and is a predicted model, not a curated record. The transcript has 5 exons. The coding region runs from base 1 to 492 and encodes 163 amino acids. NCBI's taxonomy places the organism in Eukaryota, Metazoa, Chordata, Mammalia, Afrosoricida, Tenrecidae.
AUGAAGGCUCCCCACACCGCUCUCCUCUUUGCUCUGGUCCUCCGGCGCGCCCACACCGACCAGGGUCAUUUCGAGGAAUCUGAAAUGUCUACAUACAUAACCCCAGAAGAGGAAGAGGCAACCGAAGAGACUAUUGCAAGCACAUUUACUGUGGUGACCGCAGAACCAACGCUCACUGCAGACACCAAUUCAACCCUCACGAAUCACCAGGAGGAAAGCCAGCUGGAAUUUAUACUGACGGUGUUGAUCCCAUUGGUUUUAGUGGUUCUCCUACUUUUAUCGGUGGUUUUCAUUGGAGGCUACUACAGACGAAAAAGAGCUAAACAAGAGCCUUCUAGCCAAGGAUCUCAGAGUGCUUUGCACACGUAUGACCUGGCAAGUGAACACAUGAAAGUCCCUAUUUUUGAGGAAGACACGCCCUCUGUUAUGGAGAUAGAAAUGGAAGAGCUUGAUAAAUGGAUGAACAGCAUGAAUAGGAAUGGUACGUGGUAA